ACAAUAGAGAACAGAUUCUAAUUUUUAAAAAAUUCUGUUAUCUACCUCUUGAUAUUUUGAUCAAUCUUCCUAGUUUUCUACUAGCAUCUUUUGAGAUUUUUUUAGGUGUAUUAUACUAUCAGCAACAAAAACAGUUUGACUUCCUUUUUCACUGUUUAUGAACGCUACUAAAUUUUCUUGGUUUUGUUUUUGCAUUUGAUAGAAGUGUUAUGACAAUGUUAAAUGAUAGUGCUGAUAACUAACGUUCCUAUCAAGUUCCUGAUUUUAAUUAAAAUGGUUUUAGUUUGUUAAAACUUUUGGAAAGCAUGCUAUUCAGUUUUUCUUUUUUUUGGUAAAUACUUUUUAUGUUAUUUAAAUGAUUUUAUUCUAUUCUGGCUUUGAUUUUUUUUAUUUUGGAUGUCUGCUGAAAUUUUAUGAAGCGCUUAUUCAGAACUUAAUAUGAUUUUCUUUAAUUUGUUGUUGGAGUAGAUAGGUAAUCUGUCAACAUAGUGUAGAUGUCUUGAUAUUGAACUACCCUUGGCUUCAUGAAAUAAAUUUCUAGAGACCAAAUACUCCUAGAUUCUUUGUUUUCUGUUCUUUCGUAUGUUUGAACAAGGGUUCCUCAACAUUGGUCUCCAUGCAGAACCUGUCAGGUGCAGGGGGAAGAAACCCUAAUAAAUAAUCCAGAGGGACUUCCAUGGCCUCUCUUACUCCCACUUGUAAGACCUAUAGCUCUUUGGGUCUGGUAAGUUAAAUAAAUUGGAGUUGAGAAUGAAAGGAAAAGAGGGCACUUUCUGGUCUCCAAUUUCCAGAAUUAUCCUCUGGUCCUUUCUUUUGAUUAUUUUUCACCUUUUAUGUCAAUGACUCUUUCUGUUUCUUUUAUUUACUUUGCUUAGUACCAAAAAUUUACAUCAGAACUGCUUCCUUAACAGAUGCUUUUAAUAAUAAGAGAAAAAUGAAAUAGCCACGUAUGUUUCUUAUGUUUCUCUCUCUUUCCCUCCAGUCAGCCUGUGUUUUCUAAAACCUGUUUGCAUUGUUUUCUCUAGUGAUUUUAGUGGUACACUUCAGCGUUGUUAGUCUUUUGCCGCAGAUUUCAAGCUUUUAUCCAGAACCAAGACUAUUAGCAUGCCCAUAUUACCAGUAUUUACAUUUCUGAUUGUCUAAGGGAAGCCCUGGAGGCCCAGCCACAUUUUACCAGUCUGGAAAAAUAAUUUAAAUAUUUAAUUAUACUUUAAUUAUUAUGCAGAUUGUUUUGUUUUUAAUUAAAAACCUCUUCCUGGUGGAUUUAGUAAUAGUCAAGGAUUUAAUAAUACUUAAUCAUAAGAACCUCCUGUGGAUACCAAACUAAAACGGGAUCAAGUUAGCAAAAAGAGCACUGGCCAUGAAAUUAGGAUGUCUGAAUACUAGUUUAAGCUCUGCCUCUAGCUUAUGUGAACUCAAAUGAGGUUCUGCACCUGUUAACAUUCAUUUUCUCUUCUCUGAAAUGAGGUUGCUGAAGGAAAUGCUGAUCUUCCUUUAAGCUUUAACAUUCAGGAAAAUGAGAUGGUGUGUUUGAGUCCUGCACCCCAGAAUAGCCCAUGAUUCCACUGUUUCACAACUCAGUUCUCUUGCUAUAUGAUUCUGUAGGAAAAUAGGUUGUCAGUGAACUUUUAGAACGUUAUCAUCUGCUCCCAUAUAGCAGGUGCCAUAGUGGGUCUUUUGUAGGCUAAAUGUUUGUGUCUCCCCCAAAGGCAUAUGUCGAAAUCCUAACCACACAAUGUGACGGUGUUUGGAAUUGGGGCCUUUGAGAAGAAAUUAGGUCAAGAGGGUGGAGCCCUCAUGAAUGUGAUUAAUAUCCUUAUACAAAAGACCCUAGAAAGUUCCCUUGUCCCUUCUACCACGUGAAGACACAGCAGAAGAUGGCUGUGGUUCUCACCAGACACUGAAUCUGCCAGUGCCUUGAUCUUGGACUUCCAAGUCUCCAGAACUGUGAGAAAUAAAUUUCUGUUGUUUGUAAGCAGUUCUGUCUAUGGUAUUUUUGUUACAGCAUCCUGAAUGGACUAAGACAAGGUGCUUUCAAAUUGUUAUUUGUGAAAAUAAUUUUAAGUCCCCAUAUCCCUUCUUUGUAAAUUCAUGUACCCUCCCCUCUCAUAAGUUUCGGUAAGUUCUAUCUGUCCAAGCAGUUUUCAAGACUGAAACAUACCAGGUUUGGUCAUUUUAAAACUGCCGAUAUUUGGCAGUGUUUGAUCUACAAGCAGGCAGUUUCAUAUGCACCAGUGUAAUAAUUAUAGGUGAGUUAAACUGUUAUCCUACUACGGUUUUACUUGAAAGGUCUUCCCAUAUAAAAGCAGAAUUUCCUGUUGUUUUUUUGAGGCAUUUGUUACUUAGUCAAUCAGAAGUACCUUUGAAAGCCUGCUUUGUGCCAGCCCUGUGUUAGGUCUCAUGGAUAUGCCCAUGAAUAAAAUAUACCUUUUCACUGGUUUGGAGUCUGCAGUCUCAUGAGGGAAAUGGGCAGUUAACUAACCAAUUGCAGUAAGGUUGCAUGAGGGUUAUUGAAGAGAAAACAAUUACAGUUGUGUGUGUACAGCAGAUGACAAGACGGACUUCUCAUCUAAGGGUCCAAAAAGUUCUCUUGUUCAGAAAUUAUCCAGGGAGGGGGAUUUGAGGGGUAGUAUGGAGGGGCUGCAUGGCAUAUAUGGUGGUAAAAGUCAGAGGGGAAAGCACAUUCUCAAGAGUGAAAAAGAGCUUGGCAAGUUCACAGAGUAUGAAAGUAGGUAAAGCCAGAGAAGGUAGCUAGGCACCAGAUCUUAGAAAACUGAAAUUAGGCAUAUUUAAGAUUACAGGUAAUAGAAAGUCACUGAAGCAUUUUAAGCAAGCAAAUCAUAUAUUCAGGUUUGGAAGGCAGUAUGCAAAGUAGUUUAGCGUGUCCAUCUUAAAGGCAAACUGUCUUGAUUCAGAUCCUAGUUCUUCUGUAUUCAAGCCUUUGACAUCGGGCAGUUUAGCAUUAAAUUUGUUUCCUUACCUGUAAAAUAAGAUAAUAAUAGUACCUUAUUUGUAGAAUUGUUAGAAUUAACUUAGAUGAUGCAUGAAUGUAGUACAAUUCACAGCCCCUAGUAAGUAUAAAUUAUCACUUAGUUAUUGUUUGUAUUAUUAUUGAGUUAGGAUAGAGUAAGAUUAAUUGCAGGAAAACUUGUUAGUAAUUCAGGCAAGAGAUAAUUGUGGUUUGGCCUGUAGUGGUAGCAGAAGGAUAGAGAAAGUGAUACUACUUGAGAGAAAUUUCAGAGGUAGAAUCCUUGACACUUGGUUGAAUGAAUGUGCAAGGUAAGGGAGAAGGAGGAAUAAAAGACGAGUCAAAGUACCUUAAAGUGGCUUUGGAAUGACGUUGACAUAAAUACCACCCACAUCAGCUGCACUAAAAUAAUAUGUUAAACAAAUCAACAUUUAAAGCUCUUUUUUCCUAGAUCAUAAGUGAUAGAUAAGCCAAGAAGUGACUGUUAGGAAUUUGAGGAACCAAGAUUGAUGCUUUGUCAUCUGUGCUAGAUAAACUGCUGAAUAGGGUGGGAGAAGAAUAAAUAUAAUUUGAACAGUCUUGUCCCUUUUUCUUGUUUCAUGUUUCCUUUUUCUUUCUGCCAUUUUUCCUUUUAAGCUCUGUGAUUUGGUUAUUUUAACUUUUUAGUAUUAGGUUGAGCCAUAUAGAAGUUGCCAUUUUUGUAGAUCUGAAAACAUUUAACCAGAAAUGAAAUGGUUAAAUAUUAACAAUUUCAUAUGGUUCAUUUAGUUAUAAUCUCAUUCUGUAAAAAAUUUUAGCUGGGUCUCUAAGGGUCCAUUUUGAGUUAAAUUGAAAGAAUAGUUCCAAGACUGAAGGUAGUUCAAUGAUGGUGUAAGGACAAGCUGAGCCCCAUGAAGUAGAUGACUUAAACCUGGCACCAUCUAUUCAGUAUGGCUCUGAGACGUCAUCCUGCAGCCAGGUUUUUUUAUUAGCUUUACCAAAAGGAACAUGUAAUGUAUUAUUUUGGCUAUUUUUUUUAAACUUAUUAUGAAAAUAGAACAUAGAAAUUAGGAAAUUUACAAAACAUAAAAAACCAUAAAGAGGAAAAUAAAAAAUCACUUGUAAUCCCACCAUCCAGUGAAAAGUAGAAUUGAUUUUCAAUGUAUUUUCUUCCAGUCAUACAUACAGAAAUACAGUCUAUUUUAUAAAAGUGAACAAACACCUGUGAGACUACAUUAUUUUAAAAAGGCAAUGUAAAUAUAGAUUUUUGUGAGGGCAUGGAUUUAUUGCCCCCCGCAUGUUAUUAAUAAUUUAUCUCCUCUGAAGAAAAUGUUUUCCUUUAAUCCAAAACAUUUGACUCUUGACUGAUUUUUUUAAAGUUUCUAAUGUGAAUAUUUUGAUUAUAGCUCCAAGAGUGGUUUUACUAAAAUAGAAACAAAAUUGAAAGAGCUAUUAUUAUACUAAUGGUAAUGUAAUGGCUUGUGGUUUCAUUGCAUUUUUGUUACAUUUUGAAUUCUUUAAAGUUAUCAGUUAAUAAUCUCAGUAAUACAUGAGAAACCUGAGAUGCAGAGAGAAUAAGUUACACACAAAUUUACAAGCAGUUAGAAAAGCAUGGACCCUUGACUUUGGUGAAUGCUUUUUUCAUUUAUUGAAGUAGCAGCUCUCAGAAACCAUACUUUUUUUCAUUGAAUAUUCAUUAAGCACUCAAAAUAUAGGAGUUCAAAAUUAAAGUCUAUGGCAAAUGUAUAGAAUAGUGAAUAACCUGGAGGGCAAGGUAUUUGGGGACGUGGAAUAGUGAGAUCAGAUUGGAAAGGCAGCCAUUAACUCUUCUUGAAUAAUGGAGUUCAUAAUGACCAUAAUUAAGCAUGUGUUGUUGGAUGUUUAAUCAGGCAGAAAUAAGUAAAUUAGAAAAAUGAACAGAACUAGAAGUCCAGACAAUAUUUGGUGAUGGCCUAAGGUAUGAUAUUAAAAAUUGAAAGGAGGAAAUGAAUUUGAGAGCCAUUAUAGAAAUAGAUUCCCAGGAUGUGGUGACUAAGAACAGUAUAUUAAGGGAGAGAGUAGUUAAAGAUGUUUCCUAAGUUUCAUACCUGAGUGCCUCGGGAAAUGUUGGGAAAAAAUGAAAUAGGCUUAUUUGGUGAGGAAAAUGUAUUUAUCUUUGGACAUGCUGUGGUUGAAGUCUCUACAGGACAUCCAGGUGGAAGAUGUGUGACUAACAGGCAAAUUGUAGAUGGGAAGGGGAGCUCAGGAGUGAAGCCAGGGCUGAAGACACAAGAAAUUAUUGGUGUAGUGGGAAUAAUUGGUGACGUAUCAUCAUUCCUUCUUUUCAGGUAUCUUCACUGCCUUACAUAUGUACAGCCUCAGUGUAUUUAAGGAAUGUAUCCAAAUAACUUGUUACUGCCCUUAGAACUGGGCAGUCAGUCAUAAGAGAAGGCAUCUUAGGAUUCAGAGAAGCCCAGUCUCAGGCAACACAGUGUGAUUGGUGGGAAAACACAGACUAUUUAGAAAGGCUGUUUGAGUGGUAUGAAAGAAAGUAAAGUUAUAUACCCUGUAUGUGCUAAAUAUUGUUCAGCUUUUUGUAUAUACUGUCUUCUUUAUUGCUCAAUAACCCUAUGAAAUAAGGAGUACAAUCCUCAUUUCACACAUGAUGAAACUGAAGCCAAAUAAUAUUAGAGCAAGGAUUUGAGCCAGUUGGGUGUUCAGUGCCAUUGGUCUUUCUGCUGUGCCUCACUUUGCCAUCUUUUCCAGUAAGACCUGUCAAAUAUAGCUAUCAAGCUUAUGUUCAGUAGGGUUGUGAGUUCAAUAGGGUUUGUCUUCAUGUAAUAAGCACAGUGCUUCAAAUCUUAAAAUGUAAUUAAUUGGAUUCAGAUAAUGAGUGGACAUUGCCUGCAAUGAGAAAGCAUGUGUAUAAAACAAAAAAUGAAAGUUGGAUCACAUCGUAUAUAUCUCCAUCCAGAUGUGCAGACCUUCUGGAAUGUUUAUAAAUGUCGACAUUUAUUUCUUUUUCUCUACUGAGUAUGUGAAACUACUUAGAAGAAUGAAUUGAUAGACCAAAGAUACCUGGAAGAAAAAAUUCUAAAAAAUACACAUUUCUAAUUAACUAAAAAUUGUCGUUAUUAACACUCCCAAUUAGCUGAAAAUUGUCACUCUGUGACAUCACCUGAAGAGCCACAGCAUAAUCCCAAUUUGCCUUGUGUUAAGUAGGCACAAACAAGAUUGUUUAUUCUGAGAUACAAAGACUAGUUUGUGCCAUGAAACUUCCUGCAGUUUUCAGACAGGGUGGGGUAGAAGUGGGUGCAUUUACUUGUCCAUCUUUUGUUUGUGUAUUUGUGUACCACUUCUCAGCAAAGGGGAAGCAAGUAAUGACAUCUCAAAACUAUAGGAUAGUGUCAAAUACAGAAAAAUGUAAUUCAUCUUUUAUGUGUGUGCUGUUUCUGUGGUGUUCAGAAUGGGUGGGAUUUUCAUUAUCUAUUUUUUCUCUUGAAAACCUGAUUUUUAAGUUUUGCUUAUUAUUUUGGUCAUCUUUCUUAAAAUGGAUUAAUUCUAGUGAAUCAUGAGAGAAAAUUAAUGCUAAAUAUAUAGUUUUCUAGCUAGAACUUCUUGUGCUGUGUUAUGUUUCCCUAGUUGCCAAGCACUGUUAAUACACUUUCAUUCUUUAACACUGCUCUUUGUUCCUUGGGAAAUGCUACAAGAAAAUCGGAAUUUCCUCUCACCAUUACCCCUUUCACAGUGUGUUUUGAUACAAUUCCUGGCUGACUCUCUGUCCUGGUUGCCACCCCUUCUCCUUACUAGCAGUCUAACUUCGGCUCAUAUACUAAAAGGGGGAUUCCGGACAGACGAGGAAACAGCUUUCAAACCCUACACUGCAGGCGUAUUAAGUUAUUCUCCCACUGUGCAGUCUGGAAAUCGGGGAGCACUUCUCUGGCGAUGCAUUCUAAUGAGCUGCUGAAGAAGAUGCUGGAGUGUGUGCCUGCACAGGCGUUUUCUUUCCCCUCCCCCGCUUCUUCCUUUUCCCAAGCCCCCUUUUCUCCCUGUUUCCCCUCCUACUCCUUUAUCCCCUCCCUCUGUGUCUCAGUUCUGCAGUAAACGGGGCUGAGGCACAUUCCUGCUUUGCGAGGCUUUCUGUUAAGGAUGUUCUGUGGCUUUUGUUUGGAUCGCAGCAUGCAGAAUUACAGCUGUUCAGAGGAGACUCAUUACAACUCCUGCUGAAGUCCUAAUCUUCCUCCCUUCUCUUCUCCCCCUACCCCCUACCCUCAUUGGCCUGAAGACAUUGUACCCAGAGUUUGCCUUACUCCCCUGGUGCUAUGUGUAUGGUAAACCUGGUACUAUGGCCGCAUCUGGGACUGGCCAGACAACUGCUGCUGGUUCUCCCUAUUCCAAGAAGGAUUUAAAGGGGAAUUGCACUGCAGGCAAUGCACCAGAGCAGCAGCAUCGGGAGCUUGGGGACUAAGGCUCCUCUGGCAUUAUUACAGACACAGAGCUGACCGCAAUGACAGCAGCUGUUCCUUUGAACUGUUGGCAGCAGCCAAGCGGCAGCAUGAAGUGAGAGAUCACUCCUGAGCUCAAGAUGAAUUCUACCUUGGAUGGUAAUCAGAGCAGCCACCCUUUUUGCCUCUUGGCAUUUGGCUUUCUGGAAACUGUCGAUUUUUGCCUCUUGGAAGUAUUGAUCAUUGUCUUUUUAACUGUGUUGAUUAUUUCUGGCAACAUCAUUGUGAUUUUUGUAUUUCACUGUGCACCUUUGUUGAACCACCACACUACAAGUUAUUUCAUUCAGACUAUGGCAUAUGCUGACCUCUUGGUUGGGGUAAGCUGCCUAGUCCCUUCUUUAUCACUCCUCCACUACCCACUUCCAGUAGAGGAGUCCUUGAUUUGCCAGGUAUUUGGUUUUGUAGUAUCAGUUCUGAAGAGUGUCUCCAUGACCUCUCUGGCCUGCAUCAGCAUCGAUAGAUACAUUGCCAUCACUAAACCUUUAACCUAUAAUACCCUGGUUACGCCCUGGAGACUACGCCUGUGUAUUUUCCUGAUUUGGCUAUACUCCACCCUGGUCUUCUUGCCUUCCUUUUUCCACUGGGGCAAACCUGGAUAUCAUGGAGAUGUGUUUCAGUGGUGUGCGGAAUCCUGGCACACCGACCCCUACUUCACCUUGUUCAUCGUGAUGAUGUUAUAUGCCCCAGCAGCCCUCAUUGUGUGCUUCACCUAUUUCAACAUCUUCCGCAUCUGCCAGCAGCACACAAAGGAGAUCAGCGAAAGGCAAGCCCGCUUCAGCAGCCAGAGUGGGGAAGCUGGGGAGAUGCAGGCCUGUCCCGAUAAGCGCUAUGCCAUGGUCUUGUUCCGAAUUACUAGUGUAUUUUACAUUCUGUGGUUGCCGUACAUCAUCUACUUUUUGUUGGAGAGCUCCACUGGCCACAGCAACCGCUCCGCAUCCUUCUUGACCACCUGGCUUGCUAUUAGUAACAGUUUCUGCAACUGUGUCAUUUAUAGCCUUUCCAACAGCGUCUUCCAAAGGGGACUGAAGCGCCUUUCAGGGGCCAUGUGUACUUCUUGUGCAAGUCAAACAAUAGCUAAGGACCCUUACAUGGUUAGGAGCAAAGGCCCCCUUACUGGAUGCCAUGUCUGAAGUGCUUCAGAUAUUGGGUCACUGUGUGUUUUGUGUGUGUGUGUUUCUGUUUGCUUUUUAUCUCUUUGUAUAUCUAGUUCACUGGGAAAUAAGGGACAAAAUAAUUUGACUCUAAGCAACAGCAAACAAAUGAUCCGUCCCAAACACCUUGUAAAUUUACAGAAAUGAUUUUUUUUAAUGCUUUUGAAUGAGAAGAAUCAGGACCAUCAAGAUAAAUUGCUCUUGGUUCCAGUUUUCAUAAUGUCAUGGAAAUGACUUUCUCAGACUUAGAAUGAAUAAAGUCAUAUCUAACACCUCUUUCCAGCUGGCAUGACUGAAUCUGGGUGUGAAAAGCGUCAGCAUUUGUAAAAGUCAUCAUCUUGUCGCUUUUCCGGUUUUUUUCCUAGCUGUUUGGGCUUCAUGUGCAAUUGAUUUCUUUUAAAACAGGGAAUAUUAAAAUACAGUGAUGAAUUAACAGGGUUUUAAAAUUUUCUUUACGUAGGCCAAAGUAUAACUACACUGCAGGCUUCUACACUGUCAUUCAAAAGACAGAUGUUGUAUGUCUUAUACUCAAGAGAAUUCUCAAUACAGUAAAUAAUGUGAACACUAAAACAUUAAUUUAAAAAUUUUGAAUGGAACCAUGAAGCAAAAGUGCAGUCAAUUAUUCAGUUUAUUAAAAAAAAAAAACUAAGCUGUUUUUUGUGCCAUGCUUCACUGAGAUCUAAAGAAAUGUGUGUACUGAAAAUAAUUAUGUUGCAGUAUUUUUGCCCGUGCCUUUGUGUGAAUUGAGAAUGUUUGAAUUGAGUUAGAUUUCUCUUUUACAGCACAAUAUGUUUUGAUAAGCUGAAAAAUAAUUAAGUGAUAGGCUGAUGGCUACCAGUUUUAUAGUGGUGAAAAUACAUGAAAAUGUGUCUUUAGUCUUCUCUGUUCUUUUUAUCCGGAGACUUUUUUGAAAUAUUAGAAUAUCAGGAAGAAAGGUGUCAUAAGCAACGGAGUCAGAAAAUAUACUGUACAUUUAGCUAGUUCAUUUUGAAAUAGAAAGGGGUUAAUUGUGAUGUUCUCCUUAUGGUUAAAAGGGAUCACCUAAUAAAGUAGCAACUAAUUCUUUUUAAAGGCAUUUUUUUUUAGUUAGUGUUAAGGAAUUUGUAUUCGAAUGAGAGACAGAAGUUUUGAUUGUCUCUCUUAUUGCUGUUCUCUUUCUGGGAAAAAGAUCUUUGGGAUAUAGUUCCUUUCCUAAAUAGUAUUUUUUUUUAAACCAAAGUACUAGCAAAAGCUAUAGGAUUUUAUUACUGUUGUUUUGUAGAACUAUUAAUUGAGAGUGCUGUGUAUUUGUAUGUAGUAGUGAUGUUUUGUUCCUAAAAGUGAUUAUAUUUAGAGCAAGAGGUUUAUUUUUCUAAAAAGAGAAGGAUUUCCCAGCAGCUCCAAGCAUGAGAGUAUUUCCUCUACUUUUUUUUUUUUUUUUAACUUGUUUUAAUGUUUUGGAAGUCUUCAGGGGACUUAUAUGAUCUCUGCCUUUGGCUAGAUGUUGUAAUCUAAAUGUGACAGUGGUGUUCAGUGAGAUGGAAGAUGGAAGAAAACAAAGGAAAGUGGGUUAAAGUGGAUUUUUUAAUCUAAGAAAUGACAUGGAUAUUUAUAAAACAGGCAGAUAUGCUUUGGUUUUCCAUCGUAUUAGAAAACCUCCUGUCCCUUUUUAAAACAAAAGACAGCAUUCUUGCAACUUUUAAGUUUUAGAUACUGUUUUGAUUUUAACCUCAAAUGUAUUCUACUUAAACAUUUUUAUUUUAAGACAAUAACUGUUAAUAUAAACAUUGAAACUUCAGAUUCUGAGUUCUUCCCAAAAGCUUACUCUUUAUAUUUAGUGUUAGAAAAUUUGGUUCUAAGCUGUUUCAGAAUUCAGAACUCACAGUGAAAUUUAUAAGUAAUGUUAGCAGUGGCUUUAUUAAAUUGCCGUUUGAAGUGGAAAACCUUCCUGUUAGAUUCUGAAAAAUAGUUGUACACAUUUCCCCUUUAUUUAUGUGGCAUAGAUAUUAAAAAAGAUAAAAAUUUCCUUUUUUCCUGUAUGUCAGAAAAUGUAACCAGUUCAAAUUUGCACAGUUUGCAGGUGAAUUUUUUGUUCAGCAGGUAUGGGAUUUGUAAAGAUUAAUUUUUAUAAAAAACUGAUGCUAAAUCAGUAGAUUUUACUUUGGGAGGAACUGAGCCUUUUAAAUUUUUUCCUGCAGUAGGGUUCCAUCUUGUGAGAAAAUAAAAAAUUUUGGAAAAUAUUUUACGGAAAUUUUAUAAAAAUGAGAAAAUAUCUGUUUAAUUUUCUGGAAGUGGCUAAUCAGGCUGAUUUUUUAAUGACUGGAAAGACCAUUCUUUCAAUAAGAGCUUUAAUUAACAGAUUUUUAUAUUUUUAUAAAGAACCAAAUUUAGAUGUUAGAAGUCCUCCCCGCCACCUUAGAAUCUCUACCAGUGUUUUGCCUAAAACUAAAGUAGAAGCUAAAUUGUAAUUUUAACAAAAAAUAAAGCACCCCUCCCCAACUGAUACUUGCUUAAUAUCAGAUGUCUUCCUAGUUUAUCUUGUCUUCAUUGGACUGUAUAAAACGCUAAGGUUUCUUCCAGGUAUCAAUUCUGUUCUCACAUUCAUUGUCUAUACUGCUUUUUAAUUUUUGUUUUCUUGUGUAUGUGCAUGCUGGGGGCAGAAAGGGUGUGCCUGGAUGCAGUCAUACAGUCUUCUGUGGCUGGGGGCAGUUUCUGUGUGAUCGAUUUGGAAAGUCUGUAUUUAAGUAACCUUUUCAUCCUGGCAUAUUUAUUGCAACAUUUGAUGAUGUUUUGUUUAAAUACCAAUCUGACUAGUUCAGAAUGAGAAAGAAGUGUAUUUUUAGAGUCAGUUACCUUGGGCUUUGGCAAGACAGCUCAUUUAACUUUAUAUGGUAUAUGAUUGAUACCGGAGAAAGCAUAAGCUUUUGGUAUUUGUGUUGAAAUUAUUUUACAGUAAAAUUUUAAAAUAAG
Molecule: messenger RNA, 11531 nt
Organism: Camelus dromedarius (Arabian camel)
Lineage: Eukaryota; Metazoa; Chordata; Mammalia; Artiodactyla; Camelidae
Gene: GPR21
Product: G protein-coupled receptor 21
Exons: 2
Coding region: 7512-8561 (349 amino acids)
Biological process (GO): G protein-coupled receptor signaling pathway; phototransduction; cellular response to light stimulus
Cellular component (GO): plasma membrane
Molecular function (GO): G protein-coupled photoreceptor activity
Source: RefSeq, a predicted model, not a curated record